CCCCCCCAGGUACUGCGUCAAAUAAGUCACUGUCACCAACGUGGACGCCAGCAGCAGCAACAUGCCAAACAACCAACGUAGGUCCGCCGCCGGACGCGCCUUCGCCACCGCCAAGUCAUACUCCUUCUCGGGUCCGUCCAACAGCCGCUCUAACUCCUCCGUCGUCGUUCGCCGCAUCUCCCCUUCGUCGCCCGUGUCGCUGGGCGAGUCCUCACGAUAACGGGGCGCGAUCACCCCCUCCUCAACGGCCGCCUCGUGCGCCUC
Messenger RNA from Gregarina niphandrodes, 264 nucleotides. RefSeq lists its product as hypothetical. The record is from RefSeq and is a predicted model, not a curated record. The annotation marks the transcript as partial. The transcript has a single exon. NCBI's taxonomy places the organism in Eukaryota, Apicomplexa, Conoidasida, Eugregarinorida, Gregarinidae.